Messenger RNA from Coregonus clupeaformis (lake whitefish), 1639 nucleotides. RefSeq names its product E3 ubiquitin-protein ligase MARCHF8-like. Gene Ontology annotation, molecular function: zinc ion binding; ubiquitin protein ligase activity; MHC protein binding. Gene Ontology annotation, cellular component: late endosome membrane; early endosome membrane; lysosome. The record is from RefSeq and is a predicted model, not a curated record. Gene Ontology annotation, biological process: protein polyubiquitination; immune response; antigen processing and presentation of peptide antigen via MHC class II. Bases 487 to 1350 code for a protein of 287 amino acids. NCBI's taxonomy places the organism in Eukaryota, Metazoa, Chordata, Actinopteri, Salmoniformes, Salmonidae. The transcript is spliced from 8 exons.
CGGAAGUCAGUGACGCAUAUAGUCUACUGUACAUUUAGAUGCAGAUGGGGGCUAUGAAAUAAACAAAACAUCAUUGCCAUUUAGUUCGGAAGAAAGCGGUGGUGAGUGUUCAUUGUUUUGCUCUGUACGGUGCGUGCAUUUUGAACUGGGAUUUGAGCAUUUGAUCGCCGCGGAGCACUUCAGGAAAUGUAAAUUAUCUGGCUACAUUGUAACUGCUGCGCCUUUUUAAAAAUAAUUCUUCCUGAGACGACGCGUGUCUUGAUGGACUAGUUGGGACUAUAGGAUUGUGUUCAUAUCUGCAUUUCACGACCGCUGCUGUAGCCUACAGAAAUACAUAACUGACAGUAUUUCUACAACAUAAGGAAGUCUUAAAAAUACGAGCAGUGUAGGAGUAGGGUUUAUGCCCGUCAUGCCUGUUGCCGUGGCAGCAGCAGCAAGACAGGAAGUGUGUGUGUGAGUACGACCAGUCCGGUGGUUUCCGCUGGGAUGAACAUGCCACUGCACCAGAUCUCUGUCAUCCCCCGUGAUGUCCCUUCCUCCCGGGUCAGCAGCAGUGGAAAGGCCAAGGACAAGGACAAACAGAAUGAGAAGCCCCUGGGUCAUUCUGCCAGCAGGUCCAGCUAUAUCUCCAAGGCGGGGAGCCCCACCUCCGUCAACACCCCCUGCAGUUUCUCACGGACGUCGGUCACCCCCUCCAACCAGGACAUCUGCAGGAUCUGUCACUGUGAAGGAGAUGAUGAGAGCCCUUUGAUAACACCGUGCCACUGUACGGGCAGCCUGCGCUUCGUCCACCAGGGGUGCCUGCAGCAGUGGAUCAAGUCCUCGGAUACACGUUGCUGUGAACUCUGCAAGUACCAGUUCAUCAUGCAGACAAAGCUUAAACCCCUGCGCAAGUGGGAGACGCUCCAGAUGACGUCUAGUGAGAGGAGGAAGAUCAUUUGUUCUGUGACGUUCCAUGUCAUCGCCAUCACCUGCGUGGUAUGGUCCCUCUACGUACUCAUCGACCGCACUGCAGACGAGAUCAGAGCAGCCGGAAGAAUCCCAGGUAUCCUGGAGUGGCCAUUCUGGACCAAGCUGGUGGUGGUGGCCAUCGGCUUCACUGGCGGCCUGGUCUUCAUGUACAUCCAGUGUAAAGUCUACUUCCAGCUGUGGCGGAGACUCAAGGCCUACAACCGGGUGAUCUACGUCCAGAACCGCCCGGAAACGUGUAAAAAGCAGAUGUUGGAGAAGCCGCCCCUCAUGGAGCCCAAUGUGGAGCACAAGGAGGCUCUGGUCCCCACCCAGUCAGACACAAACUCCUCCCAGUACACAGAGACAGAGGACUACAGUAUGGAAGUGCUCCAUGUCUGACCCACAGAUACUGACACACAGUGACACACCAUGUCUGACCCACAGAUACUGACACACAGUGACACACCAUGUCUGACCCACAUAUACUGACACACAGUGACACACCAUGUCUGACCCACAGAUACUGACACACAGUGACACACCAUGUCUGACCCACAGAUACUGACACACAGUGACACACCAUGUCUGACCCACAUAUACUGACACACAGUGACACACCAUGUCUGACCCACAGAUACUGACACACAGUGACACACCAUGUCUGACCCACAUCAAGUGCCUUCAGAAA